AUGAGCCGCGCUCGCUCACAUUCAUACACUUGCAAGGAAGAGGGCUGCGGCAGGACGUUUCUUCGCAAAGAGCAUCUCCAGCGUCACCGUCUCAACCAUGAACCAGAAAAGAUUUUCUCAUGCGACAUUUGCCCCAAAAUCUUCGUUCGUCGGGACUUGUACCAAAGACAUAAGUCCCGCCAUGAGAAAGGGAUGUUCUUUAGGAACUCCGGCGGAACGGUGAACCUAUCUUCAAAGGACAGCGCAAACAUUGACAUUCUUCCAGUUGAGAAUAUUAUGCAAGAUGCCGAUCAUGUUCAUGGCAGUGAGCUCCCGCAUAUGGAUGAAAUGGAAGAUGAAACAUUCUCGGCUAUCCCGUCUACCGGGAUAGGAGAAACAAUUGCUCCAUUCUGGGGUGACAUGGUCGAGCUACAGACACUGAGAGACGAUAUUGAUUGGUUGUUUGAGCCGCUGCAGGACAUACCUAAGUUGCCUGAGCCAGGGCCACCAGAAUGUGACAUUGGCUUACCAAACUUCGACUUUCCGACCAUCUGGCAAGCUGAGGCAAUUCCCGAAGACGACAUCGAUGAAGUUGUGCAUAGAAGCCCUGCAGAUAUAGCCGAAUGGAGCUUAGCGCAUUCGAAUCUAUUAAUUGCAUUGGAUCAGCUCGGCAUGAACAUUUUACAUUCCCCAUUUUUUGAAGUUGAGAAUCUCAAGAUGUUUCAUGACUUGUACUUCCAUCACUAUCACCCACAUUUUCCUAUUUUCCACCGACCCACACUCAUUAUUUCCGAGAUCGAGCCCCUGCUACUCAUCACUCUUCUGACAUUGGGCUCCACUAUGGCCGACGAUCCUAAUCUGUAUGAGCUGGGCCAGUGUGUCCAUGAUUCUCUCCGGCUCAUCAUUAUCAGUGCAUUACUCAUGAUUCAAGCUCACGGCAAGAUGAAGUCCUCGCGCAAGAACUAUGAAAUGGCACAUGUUUUCCAUGGAUCAAUAUUGACAAUGAUGAAACGAGGGAGUAUCUACCCAGCCACCUCUACAUUCCGUGCUCAUAGCCAGAUGAGCGAUCUACGACAGGAAUGGCGCCAAUGGGUUGAUGAAGAGUCAUGGCGUCGGUCUGCCUUCUUUGCAUUCUGCAUGGAUGCUCAGCACGCUUGUUUAUUUGGACACAGUCCGAUUCUUUCCGUCAGUGACAUGAGAAUGGCACUGCCAUGUAAAGAAUCACUCUGGGAGAGCACUUGCCCAGAGUCAUGGUAUGAGCUCAUCCAGUCAGAGGGAAAGACGCAACCGGCACAGUUCUUACCGACUUUGAAGAAGUUAUUACAAGAAGCCAUAGCGCCAGCGGUGUUCAGCGAGUACUCUCGCUUCGUAUUACUCCAUGGCUUAAUGAGCCUCCAAAGUCAUUUGCAGUCAAUGUCCCGCUUGACUCUUGGAAUCGAGCGAGGGAACAACAGCGAUUCAAAAAGUCGGCCUGGGUCAACCCUAGGGGACGCGAGGAGACCCACGCCUAACUCCACUCCUCCUUGGGCCAACAUGAUUAGCCUCGCUAUCACUGCAUGGUCAGACUGUCUAUUGUCACUGCAACCAUCGCUAUGUCUCGAGGCCGCCCGUCCGCUGCAUCGAAUAGCACAGAUCACCUUGCAUGUAAAUAUGGUCGAUCUUCUGACACUAGCGAUGGAUCCCGAUCACUUAGGCAGUGCUCAUGCACGGAGUACUUAUGACAAAGCCAGAGCCCGGAUCUUAGAGUGGUGCACUACCGAUUCGGCCCGAGAAGCAGUUCGCUACUCGCUACUUCUUGUUCAAGAGACUAUGUUUUCUGGUCAUAUGUAUCGAGCUCGUGACGACAACAUCGCUCCCCGGCCUUGGUGUCUCUACAUGGCAACGCUGACAUUAUGGAUGUACGGAGUGAUGACCGAGGGUUCACCCCUAACUCUAUCAGAUCAUACUGACCAGGGAAGCGCGGAGGAGUACCUGAUACGCAUGACACGGGCACUUAAGGGUAUUCUUCCAGCACCGGUUGGAGCAAACCAGACAUCGGGAUUGAUACAUGCGGUGCGAGAUGCCUUGGAAGACUGUCGCUGGGAGUUAUUACAGGACGCGCACCGAGUAUUAGGGAGGCUUUGUGGCGGGCAGAGCAUUUAA
Penicillium pulvis is the source of this 2121-nucleotide messenger RNA. Its product is annotated as C2H2 finger domain transcription factor. The record is from RefSeq and is a predicted model, not a curated record. NCBI's taxonomy places the organism in Eukaryota, Fungi, Ascomycota, Eurotiomycetes, Eurotiales, Aspergillaceae. The coding region runs from base 1 to 2121 and encodes 706 amino acids. Gene Ontology annotation, molecular function: DNA-binding transcription factor activity, RNA polymerase II-specific; zinc ion binding; RNA polymerase II cis-regulatory region sequence-specific DNA binding. Gene Ontology annotation, cellular component: chromatin. The transcript has 4 exons. Gene Ontology annotation, biological process: regulation of transcription by RNA polymerase II; DNA-templated transcription.